ACCUUAGCUAAAAAAGUGUAACAAACAUAAGUUAUAAAUAAGAAAAAAACACUGUGAAUGUUAUUAAAUAAAAUAUCGAUUUCGUUUAAAGAAAUACAAAAUAAAAGGAACUCUUUUUUUCGGCGCAAUGAUUGGGAAUGCUCAUUGUCACUUCCGUCUAAUUCUGACUACAACAUCGAGCAACAUGUCAAACAAAAACGCAUCUGAAAACGAUAUACAGAAACUUUAGUGUGAUAUCUCAGUGAUUAUGGCGUCGACUAAUCAAGUAAUUAAGCAUAAUUGUGUAUGUCUUAAUCAUCUAAAGGAGAAUUCUUCGCGAGAAAGUUACGAAACCGGUACAAAAGCUGUUGUACUUGUAGACACGGACCUAGCUUGGUGUUGCGAAAAGUGGCGAAGACCGCUUAAAAUAGAAGUCGGACACUUCCAUUGGUGUGGUGGAACUUUUGUUAAACUUUUAUCACCCAUACCUUGAUCGGUAAGUUAUCAAAAUGUGGUGUUAAGAGAUUGUUAUUGUGAUGAAUCGGAAUUCUAGACAAAGUCAAGCCCAGUGCCGCGGUUUUGGAGGUGGAUGUGCAAACAAUAGCAACUUUCACAAGUUAUUGCGGUUAGAUAGUGUUGGAGAAGUAACAUCUGGAAGAAAGCCCAUGAACUUAAAUCAACCCAUAGAACGUACUCAGAAUAACAAAUCAAAUCAUAUUAACAGCACAAUGGCAAUUCUACAACCAACAUUAUUUGAAAGUUGGAACUCGGGAUGUGUAGCUUCAAACAGCCUUACUUGUUCCCACCAGUCAAAACCAUUCACACUCUUUAAGAGCAUGUUUUUGUGCAACAACAACAACCCAGGGCGAUUGUUUCAGUACACCAGUGCAGAUAUUACCAACAGAAAUACAGACUUUUGUUCAAUGGACAACUCAGGUAGUGUGAAUUCCAAACGGGCCAGAUCAACAAUUGAUAAUUUGUGUAGCAAUCAUAUUCAACAAACCAUGGUAAUUCCAGAGUGUCAAAAGUACAUUCCCCCUCCUUUGAGGGUGGGGCAUGAUCAUAAUAAACCUUGUAUUACUCCUUAUAAUGCAAGGUUGCUUGCUAAUAGUCGGAAAGUUGACUCGUCGGAACCCAAACUUCUAGCACACUCCAUGAAUACCCAGUCCAACGUAUGUGUAAGUAUUGACAGAAAAUGCUCAGACGACAGCAAAAAAAUACAAAUUUCUGCUGAUUUAGUUAAAUGCAUAUUGAAGGAAAACAAGGUACCGGAUGAGGCUGUUGGGAAAAGACAACAAGGUUGUGGUCCAAUAAAUAACAUUGACAGUGUUAAUAAAGAAUCUUCUACAUCAAGCACUGACUGGUUCGAAUAUAAUUGUCAGAGUAAAUAUGUCCCAAUUGUAAUAAGUAAAGACAAACUGAAGAGUGAAAACUUGUCAAAAGCAGAAGAGUCUAAAAAUAUUAUUUCGCAACAUGCAGAAAAACAAAGUGGCAUUCACAGUUGGUUCAGUAAUGAAUUUGACGAGAACGUACAGAAAACUGUGAACUUGCAUUCAUCUAGUCAUGACUGUGAUAAUGUUGAUGAGAAAUGCUUUGUUUCACAAAAUGUGUUGCCUAUCAAAUCAAACAGUUCAACAAUAAGAGAACAGGAAUGCAUCACAGAACUUCAACCAGCUGUGUUGUUUUGCAGAGCCGUCGGCAAAAAAGCUCGGCCCUCAAAAAAGAAAAGACGUCAACAACAGUCUCGACAGAAAGCUCCUCUAGUUCUGGAUUCACAUAGAGGUAAUGAAAAAAACAGUGAAGCUUCUAUGAAACUUGAUAAUACUGUGUGCAUCAACAUUCAUUCAUUCCAGUUUACCUGUGAUAGCGAUACAUGUAGUUCAGAUUGGAGUGAUGAUGAAGGUGAAUUUGAUGAAGAUUUCUCGUCUCUUGAAGAGGACAGAGAUCUUGGUCUUCGCUGCAAUAAUCUAUUUACCUCAUUGAGCAUUUUAAGUGGUCCCUGCGCCAUUUCAAAUGCAUGUGAUAACGAAAACUCUGCUGUGUCUUCAAGGUUGCAGGCCAUAAAUAACUCCUGGCAGGCACAAAAUGAGUCUCAACCAACACAACAGAGGCAGUCAAAGAAACAGGUUCGGUUUGCAGCAGACCAUGAUUUGACUUCAGUCCACACUAUCAUAGCUUGGGGACACGCUUACGCAGCAGCCAGGAAAGGUCCUUGGGAGGAAUAUGCCAGAGAUCGGGCUCGGUUUGCUCGGAGGAUUGAGGAAUGUGGUGCUGUUCUGAAUCCAAUUCUCUCACCAAUUCACAGAUCCAAUGUGUUCACUCAGCGGUUAAUGGCUAAUGAUAAUUAAGCAUUUACUUUCACUGUUUCAUGCCAAGUGCCUUUUUAAUGUUUUAUCAUUUUCAUAUUUGUACGCAGGUGUGGGUCAUUGAAGUACCUGAUUAUGUUUUGGAAGUGUUUGAAUGUUCAUUAUCUUAUCAGAAGAGGCUUUUAUUUUAUUUGUUUAAUUCCAAUUUAGAAAUUGGCAGAGUGACAUUUUUAUAUUAAUAAAACAGUAAAUACAUGUUACAUAUGUAUUUGUUUAUUUAACAUUUCAUUAUAUGGGCCUCCUCCAAAAUAAGAUGGGUCCCUUUUGACUAAGAUAAUUUUUUUCUUGAUUUUCUAAAGGUCAUUUAUAUCUUAUAAUUUUAAUUCAUUCGCUUAUGGUUUUAAAUAAUAGUAAUCAAAUUGUUUAUUUACACUGUUAAUUUACAGACGCAUAUAAUUUUAAGUGCAUUAUUUUUAGUGCAUUUACAAGGUAAUAUUUUGGCAGUAUUUUUUCUCUUUAGAAAUUAUUAUCUGAAGUAGUUAAUUUUUAAUAUCUUUAAGUUAAGGUUUAAUUGACAUGAAGAUUAAACUAUUCUACAGGUAUGCAAGUUAUAAUUGUAUAAUUUUUAUUAAUAUUAAUCACAGUUUUCUUUGUCCCUGUUGUUUCCGAAUUCAUAUUUAAUGGUUGUUUUAACUGUAAAAUGACAUUGAAGUCUUUAACAAAUGUUCCUUUGAAGAUUGCUUGUUAUAAGUUGUAUAAAAUGAUUGUAGUACUAGUGACCUUAAGAUAAGGUGGAUGGUUAGCUAAAGUCAAAAUUGAGGACAAUACAAUUUGCCGGCAUGGAAAUUAUUCGGGUACAUUAAAUAUCAAUGCAUGAUAAAUUUAUUCUGUUUUAUGAGUUAAAUUAAUGCUUUCAUGUUUACAUGUGUACUUCAAAAUGUAUUUCGUAAGAAGUGAUUUUUUGUUUAGUCUGUGUUUACAUAACUGUCAUGGAUGAUGAAAUAAACAUGUAACUAAGGAAAUGUUUAACACACUGAAUUUAUAGAUCUCACUAAAGGCCAUAAAUAGAACACACUGAAUGUAUAGAUCUCACUAAAGUCCAUAAAUAGAAAUAACCUCUGAAGGUAGGGUGGACAUUCUGUUUGACAUGUUUAAGGAAAUUCAAAUUGCAGCAUCUCUGUUUGUGUUAUUUAUUAUACAUGUAAUAAAUAUGAAAACUUG
This is a messenger RNA of Dreissena polymorpha, 3506 nucleotides long. RefSeq lists its product as uncharacterized. Gene Ontology annotation, molecular function: protein phosphatase regulator activity. NCBI's taxonomy places the organism in Eukaryota, Metazoa, Mollusca, Bivalvia, Myida, Dreissenidae. The coding region runs from base 516 to 2327 and encodes 603 amino acids. Gene Ontology annotation, biological process: response to endoplasmic reticulum stress. Gene Ontology annotation, cellular component: endoplasmic reticulum; protein phosphatase type 1 complex. The transcript is spliced from 2 exons. The record is from RefSeq and is a predicted model, not a curated record.